CCGCCCGCUCCUCGCCAGGGCUGCGCCCUUGCCUCGCCCGGCCAGAUGAUGAACUUUCUGCGGCGCAGGCUCUCCGACAGCAGCUUCAUCGCCAACUUGCCCAAUGGCUACAUGACCGACCUGCAGCGGCCCGAGCCRCAGCAGCCGCCGCCGCCUCCCUCGGCCGCCUCGGGCCCCGCUGCCUCCCCGGCCUCCGAGCGUCGACCGCAGCCGCAGCAGCCGCCGCAGCAACAGCAGCCGCCGCCGCAGUCCGCGGGCAGCAGCUUCUUCAGCUCCCUCUCUAAUGCUGUGAAGCAGACGGCGGCCUCGGCUGGGCUCGUGGAUCCCUCCUCCACCGGCUCCUCGGCUGCCGGCAGGAAGUUCAAGCUGCUCCUGGUCAUCGACGAGCCGCACACCGACUGGGCCAAAGCUUUUCGUGGAAAGAAGGUUCAUGGAGAAUACGACAUAAAGGUGGAACAGGCAGAAUUUUCAGAAAUCAACUUGAUAGCCCAUGCUGAUGGCAAUUAUGCAGUAGAUAUCCAAGUAUUUCGAAAUGGCACUAAAGUUGUCAGAUCAUUCAGGCCUGACUUCGUCCUUAUUCGACAACAUUCAUUCAGUAUGGCAGAAAAUGAAGACUUCCGCAACUUGGUUAUUGGAAUGCAGUAUGCAGGCAUCCCCAGUGUCAACUCCCUGGAAUCCAUCUAUAACUUCUGUGACAAACCCUGGGUGUUUGCCCAGCUGGUGUCUGUCUACAAAACUUUGGGUCCAGAGAAGUUCCCAUUAAUUGAGCAGACAUUCUACCCAAAUCAUAAGGAAAUGCUGACAAUGCCAACGUUUCCUGUUGUUGUGAAGAUUGGACAUGCUCAUUCAGGCAUGGGAAAGAUCAAGGUAGACAACCACUACGAUUUUCAGGACAUAGCCAGCGUGGUAGCGCUUACUCAGACCUACGCCACUACUGAACCCUUCAUAGACUCCAAAUACGACAUCAGGAUCCAAAAGAUAGGCAGUAACUACAAAGCAUACAUGAGGACUUCCAUAUCCGGCAACUGGAAGACAAACACGGGCUCGGCAAUGCUGGAACAAAUUGCUAUGUCAGAUAAGUACAAGCUUUGGGUUGACACCUGUUCUGAAAUAUUUGGUGGUUUGGACAUCUGUGCUGUUAAAGCUGUUCAUGGAAAGGAUGGAAAAGAUUAUAUUUUUGAGGUCAUGGACUGUGCAAUGCCUCUUAUUGGUGAGCAUCAGACUGAAGACAGACAACAUAUAACCGAACUAGUUGUAAGCAAAAUGAACCAAAUGUUGUCCAAAACUCCUAUGCCAUCUCCUCAGAGACCCACCGCCACUCAGCAGCCUCAGAGUGGAUCACUAAAGGAGCCAGAGCCAAACAAAAUCCCACCUCAGCGACCACCACCUCAAGGGGGCCCAGUGCAACCCCAAGGAAUGCAAUCCCAAAGCCAGGAGCCAUUGCAGCCACAGCGCAUGUUCCCCCCUGGGCAGGCAGCAAAGCCCUCAGCUUCCCAGCCACAGCGCCCACCUGGACCUACAACCCAGCAGCCGCGUGCCCAGGCUCCAGCUCCCUCCGGCAGCCGGCUAGCAGUGGAAGCAGAGCCACAGCCACCGCCACAGCCGCAGCCACAGCCUGCUCCCCAACAGAAGCCUCAGUCUCAUCCACAACUUAACAAGUCGCAGUCUUUGACAAAUGCCUUCAGUUUCACAGAAUCAUCCUUCUUCCGAUCAUCCGUGAAUGAAGAUGAAGCAAAAGCUGAAACUAUUCGAAACUUGAGGAAAUCAUUUGCUAGUCUUUUUUCUGAUUAGACAGCUUCAUCUAGUUGCACACAGUAUAUAGUCUAUGAUGUGGAUGUUAUAUAGGUUUUGUUUUCCCUGUGACAAUACCCACCUCUACUGUGCUAACUGUUGUACUAAGCAAUAUGUUAACCUUAAAAAAUAAUGACUUUGAUGGCCUACCAUUCAGGUACAUUAUAUACAAAUCUAUAAAAAAGGAAAGGUUCUAUUAUUAAUACAGAAUGCUAAAUUUUAAGGUCCUUAUCCAUUGUAAUAUUGUGGCCUUACUGUGACUGAACUGUACCAUCCCAUUUGAGACCCCUUUGUAGAACUGUGUUAAUAAGGCAUUGAGCUAUGGGUUUCUUCUUGCUUUACCCAUUCCCAAUGCAUUGCAAUGCAUGUGUAUUUUGUGUGUAAACGUUUUGUACUGCAAGAGUGUAAUCUUGAUCUGUUCUUGCCUCCAAAAUUUAAGAGGCAAUUGUCACUGAAAUUCUCAUCAAGCCUCUUAAAUAGUGUGAGAAAUUGAAGCAUAUUUUUCCUCCUUAAACAGUCUUUCAUCAGCUGAUUGUAGACUUCUGAUGUAUUGCUGAGAGUUAUCAGUACACUAAAUUAAUGUCAUAAAUGGAGUGUGUAUGUACCACUGUAUCUCCUUGUGUCUACUUAAAUUUAUUUCCAAAUUGUAAUCAUAACUGAUUC
This is a messenger RNA of Nothoprocta perdicaria, 2454 nucleotides long. RefSeq names its product synapsin II (gene SYN2). The transcript has 13 exons. The coding region runs from base 46 to 1791 and encodes 581 amino acids. Gene Ontology annotation, biological process: neurotransmitter secretion. Gene Ontology annotation, molecular function: ATP binding. Gene Ontology annotation, cellular component: synaptic vesicle; synaptic vesicle membrane. The record is from RefSeq and is a predicted model, not a curated record. NCBI's taxonomy places the organism in Eukaryota, Metazoa, Chordata, Aves, Tinamiformes, Tinamidae.